Messenger RNA from Xenopus laevis (African clawed frog), 2401 nucleotides. RefSeq names its product fragile X mental retardation 1 S homeolog (gene fmr1.S). The record is from RefSeq and is marked provisional. Gene Ontology annotation, biological process: regulation of mRNA stability; regulation of translation; positive regulation of translation. Gene Ontology annotation, cellular component: plasma membrane; postsynaptic membrane; filopodium tip. NCBI's taxonomy places the organism in Eukaryota, Metazoa, Chordata, Amphibia, Anura, Pipidae. Gene Ontology annotation, molecular function: translation regulator activity; RNA binding; nucleic acid binding.
CCUACGUGUGCAGCCGUCACAAUCAUAAAUACAUAUAUAAAGCUGCCUUCGAUUUCAUUGGUUCCAUUGUGUGUCCAUCGACGGGUUAGUCACCGAGAAGGGAAGGAAACCGGCAGGUUAGGUUGCACCAACAGAGCCUCUGCGAAUGGGCGGGCUCUAAGCCGCGGCCUGCUGUCACGUGACACGGUUUUAAUGUUUACAUUCGAGGCGGUCUUGGGGAUACCUUGCUGGACGGGGUCCCGUUUCGCUUUCAUUUCCCGAGAGCAGACGCAAAGCUGGCGGGCGGCGGGCUUAAUGCUGGCUUUGGAACACUGACAGAAACGAGGCCUGGGCGGGGGGUGGGAGACCCGCCUUAUCUGCCGCCCGUAACCAAGGCAUCGCGCGGAGCCAACAUGGAGGAGCUGGCCGUGGAGGUGCGGGGCUCCAAUGGAGCCUUCUACAAGGCGUUUGUGAAAGAUGUACAUGAAGAUUCUAUAACUGUCACUUUUGAAAACAACUGGCAGCAAGAGAAACAAAUCCCGUUCCAUGAUGUAAGAUUUCCACCGCCGUCGGGGUAUAAUAAGGACAUAAAUGAAAGCGAUGAGGUAGAGGUGUAUUCCAGAGCGAAUGAAAAAGAGCCAUGCUGCUGGUGGCUUGCUAAAGUUAGAAUGAUAAAGGGUGAGUUUUAUGUUAUAGAAUAUGCAGCUUGUGAUGCAACUUACAAUGAAAUAGUCACUAUAGACCGGCUGCGAUCUGUUAAUCCCAACAAGUCUGCAACAAAAAACUCUUUUCACAAGGUUAAACUGGACGUUCCAGAAGAUUUAAGGCAAAUGUGUGCAAAAGAUUCAGCGCAUAAAGAUUUUAAAAAGGCUGUUGGUGCUUUUUCAGUAUCGUAUGAUUCCGAAAACUACCAGCUUGUCAUUCUGUCUGUUAAUGAAGUAACUAUAAAAAGGGCAAAUAUGCUGUGUGACAUGCAUUUCCGAAGCCUUCGUACCAAACUCUCUCUUAUGUUGAGAAAUGAAGAAGCCAGCAAACAGCUUGAGAGCUCUAGGCAGUUAGCCUCCAGAUUUCAUGAGCAGUUCAUAGUUCGAGAAGAUCUGAUGGGGCUUGCCAUUGGUACUCAUGGUGCCAACAUACAGCAGGCCAGGAAAGUUCCUGGGGUGACAGCAAUUGAUCUUGAUGAAGACACAUGCACAUUUCAUAUUUAUGGAGAGGACCAAGAAGCUGUUAAGAAAGCCAGGACCUACUUGGAAUUUGCAGAAGAUGUUAUACAAGUUCCUAGAAACUUAGUUGGCAAAGUCAUUGGGAAAAAUGGAAAGCUCAUUCAGGAAAUUGUGGAUAAAUCUGGUGUUGUUCGAGUCCGAAUUGAAGCUGAAAAUGAUAAGAAUAUUUCCCAGGAAGAGGGAAAUGUUCCCUUUGUAUUUGUGGGAACAAAGGACAGCAUCACCAAUGCAACUGUUCUUUUGGAUUACCAUCUUAACUACUUAAAGGAAGUGGACCAACUGCGCUUGGAAAGGUUACAAAUUGAUGAGCAACUUCGACAAAUUGGAGCAAGCUCAAGGCCUCCAUCAAAUCGACCCGAUAAGGAGAAGGGAUAUUUGAGUGAAGACUGUAGUGGCACUGUGAGAGGAAGCCGACCUUACAAUAACCGAGGCCGCAGUAGAAGGGGCACAGGUUAUGCCUCUGGUACAAAUUCAGAAGCAUCAAAUGCCUCAGAGACAGAAUCAGACCACCGAGAUGAACUUAGUGAUUGGUCAUUGGCUCCAGCAGAGGAUGACCGAGAUAAUUAUCACCGAAGGGGGGAUGGACGACGACGAGGGGGAAUGCGAGGGCAAGGCAUGAGAGGGCGUGGAGGAUUUAAAGGAAAUGAUGACCAACCACGACCAGACAACAGACAACGUAAUUCAAGAGAGACAAAAGCAAGGACAUCAGAUGGCUCAUUACAGAUCCGAAUUGACUGCAAUAACGAAAGGAGUGUACAUACUAAAACCCUGCAAAAUGCAUCCGUUGAAGGCAGCCGACUGCGCACUGGCAAAGAUCGCAUUCAAAAGAAAGAGAAGACUGAUGGGGUGGAUGGACCACAAGUGGUGGUUAAUGGCGUCCCAUAAACCCUCGGUGUUGCAAAUAAACCCUACAUAGUGCAAACAAAAUACCAAGAAAAAAUAAUCUCAUUUCACAAUAGAGAAACCUGUUAGGCCAAAGACACAUGGGCAAGACAAUGCAGGGCCUACAUGAAUUGUUCCUGUUAGCCUUAUUUUGUUAGUGUUGGCUGUAAGCAGUUUUCAGAACUCAGACAUUGGAAACAUAUUUGCAUUCAAUAUCAAAACUUUGAGGCUUUCAAGUACAUAUUGCACUUGACUUAAAAACUUAAAAAAAAGUAUUUUUUGUUUAAAAGAAAAAAAAAAUAAACGAAAAAAACUAA